Sinocyclocheilus anshuiensis is the source of this 1710-nucleotide messenger RNA. Its product is annotated as glucokinase regulatory protein. The transcript has 16 exons. Gene Ontology annotation, cellular component: nucleoplasm; cytosol. Lineage: Eukaryota; Metazoa; Chordata; Actinopteri; Cypriniformes; Cyprinidae. The record is from RefSeq and is a predicted model, not a curated record. Gene Ontology annotation, biological process: response to fructose; negative regulation of glucokinase activity; glucose homeostasis. The coding region runs from base 87 to 1562 and encodes 491 amino acids. Gene Ontology annotation, molecular function: fructose-6-phosphate binding; enzyme inhibitor activity; carbohydrate binding.
UGCAGGACCCAGAGGAGAGUUUGAUUGUAUUAAGUGGCUGUGGAACAUCAGGCCGUAUUGCAUUUCUUUUGACAUCCUUUAAUGAGAUGUUGAAAGCCCAAAAACAGAAACAGAUCUGUUCGUACAUCAUAGCUGGAGGUGACAGGGCCCUGCUGACAUCACAGGAGGCUCCAGAGGACGACCCGGCGCUGGGAGCUCGCACACUGGACAAGAUUUGUGCAGGAAAGAAGCAUGUUCUGUUCAUUGGAAUAUCCUGUGGCAUGUCGGCACCGUUUGUUGCUGGGCAACUGGAUUUUUGUCUGAAGCACUUAGACGUCUUUACUCCAGUGCUUCUGGGAUUCAAUCCUGUACAUAUGGCGAGGAGAGAACCAAUGCAGGACUGUUCCUUUCACUUUAAAGACGUUGCAGAGAGGAUGGCUGCAGAGCAGAGACAUAAGAAAGCAUUUGUCCUAAAUCCUGUAUUGGGGGCUGAGGCCAUCAGCGGAUCGUCCCGGAUGAAAGGAGGCAGUGCAACUAAAAUCAUUCUGGAAUCUAUUCUUCUGGCCGGACAUGAAGCUACAUUUAGAGGAAAGAGAACGACACCUGAAUGCAUUUCUGCCUGGAUCACAGCGAGUGAGAUGGUUUAUGAAACUACUUACUCACACAGUGAUGAGCUUGCAGUGCUUAUUCAUCAAGCAGGAGAGAGCCUUCAGAUGAAUGCACAUGUGUACUAUAUUGGAUGGCAAACUCUGGGCACUAUAGGACUGACUGAUGCCAGCGAAUGCGUCCCAACAUAUGGAGCAGAUUUUGAUGACAUCAGAGGUUUUAUCAACAAUGGUUUCAGAGAAAUGAAAAACAAAGAGGGAGAUCUAUCAUUUCUGGGGCCAGAAUUCAUAAUUGGUCACAAAGAUUUUGUGGAGACCAUCUUACCGAGUCUGAGUCAAAAUGACAUGAUGCUGUUUCUGUUUGCAGUGAAUGAUGACCUACACGAGGUGACGGCACUGGCUGAUCAAGUGAGGCGAAGGACAUCUAAUUUGCAUGCAAUUGCUCAUGACCUUGAGAAAUUCAUCAUUCCUAAAACAGUAUGCAACAUGUUUGGAACCGUUCUGCACAUCACAUGGUCUUUUUCUUCAGAGGAGGUGAACUCAGUUGUAAUGAGACAGCGCUGGGAGCUUUCAACUAAAUGGUGUCUUAAUGCAAUCAGCACAGGAGCUCAUGUACUGAAGGGAAAAGUCUACAUGAAUUACAUGAUAGACCUCAGAGUAACUAACAGCAAGCUGUACAGGAGAGCCAUCAGCAUUUUACAGCGGUUCACAGGCUGCUCCAAAAGCAAGUGUGAAAGAGCUCUACUGAGAGCCAUCUACAGUACAGAUGACCUGAGUGAAGACAUGGCAUCAGUAGAUGUGUGGAAACACACAGAUGCGGCUAACAGACGAGAUCGAGUGGUCCCGACUGCACUGGUGAUGAUGCAGUGCGGCUGCACUCUCGCUGAAGCACGGCAUCAUUUGGAUUGUCAUCCUGUGAUUCGAGAUGCAGUGAGCGCCUGCUUCAAUUCUUCGAAGACCAAAAGCACUAUGGACUAAACAACAAAAUAAUGCAUUCUCACUAUGAAGGGGCAUUUUUAAGAUAAUGUGUUUGAGGCUGUGUUGCUUGGCUACUUAUCAGUGACUACAAAUUGUUAUACUCUGUAUGCAUGCUGUGGCCUUUUGUUUUUGUUGAAAUAAACCCAAC